CACAUUUAUUGCUACAGACACGACGAUUCCGGCCAAUUCAAGGAGUUCACCGUAUCAAAUGAUCGCGCAGACUGUUACCCGGCAUUCAGACAAAGAAGAUUUAUUUCAUAAUAUUCUGUCCCAAGUUGCUGAGGAAUUUUCCCGAACCCUGAGAGUCAGUGAGCUGAAGCGAGACCUCACGGACAGGAUGACAGCGCUGGAAAGACGUGUGGAAGCUGAAGGUUUGAAGCUCCUGGAUAUUGAGAGAUGCAGGAGUGACCUGAAGAGGCUGCGAGAUGAGAUGGAGAAGAACAGUAACAGAUUGACCUGUCCGUGUAAAUAUUACUACAUAGGGGACGUUGUAAAACUGAACCCACGGAGGGAUGUUCCCACCUAUCCCAAGUACACCUUAUCAUCUGAGACUGUGGAAGCAUUAAAGAAACCCACGUUUGACGUGUGGCACUGGGAGCAUAACGAGAUGCUGAGCUGUCUGGAGUUUAUGUAUCACGACCUUGGUCUGGUUCAUGAGUUUAACAUGAAUCCCAUCACUCUGAAGCGCUGGCUGCUGAGCAUUCAGGAGAAUUACCGCACAAACCCCUUCCAUAACUUCCGCCACUGUUUCUGCGUCACGCAGAUGAUGUACGGGAUUAUCCACCUCUGUGACCUCCAGCAACGGAUGACCCCGACUGAACUGGGUGUUCUAAUGACGGCGGCCAUAUGUCACGAUUUGGACCAUCCUGGAUUUAACAACACCUAUCAAAUCAACGCACACACGGAGCUCGCCAUCCGAUACAACGACAUCUCCCCACUGGAGAAUCACCACUGCGCCGUAGCCUUCCAGAUCCUCGCUCAGCCUGAAAACAACAUCUUUUCCAACAUCAGCCAAGAGCUCUUCAAACAGAUGAGACAGUCAAUCAUUCGUCUGAUUCUGGCGACAGACAUGGCACGUCAUGGUGACAUUUUGGAGUCUUUUAAGCGCUUCCUUCCCAGCUUUGAUUUCGGGAACGAGGAACAUGUGAAAGUUCUGCAGAUGGUCCUCAUUAAAUGCUGUGAUAUCUCCAAUGAGGUUCGCCCCAUGAAGGUGGCAGAGCCGUGGGUGGACUGUUUGCUGGAGGAGUACUUCAUGCAGAGUGACCGUGAAAAGUCAGAAGGUCUUCCUGUUACUCCAUUCAUGGACCGUGAUACGGUGACAAAGCCUAAAGCACAGAUCGGAUUCAUCAAGUUUGUCUUAAUUCCAAUGUUUGAGUCUGUUAUGAAGCUCUUCCCUCAGCUGGAGGAUGUCAUGGUUCUGCCGUUACGAGAGGCCAGGGAUCGUUAUGAAGAGCUCAUGCAUAUUGAGGAAGCCAUGACUGAGGUAGAGCAGCGGAAGACAGAUACCUGCGGAGAAGGUCGAAGGGGCUAUAGUCGUAUCUCGACUACUCCAGUCUCGUCGAAUCCCUGAUCUUAUUUCGGAUACAGAAUGGCUGCUGUAGAUUUUCCUCUAGACUCUGUAUUCUCUCGGCGUGAAACCAGUUGAUUCAUUACUAUUAAGUGUUUAAUCGCUGCCUUCUCCUC
Messenger RNA from Spea bombifrons (plains spadefoot toad), 1533 nucleotides. RefSeq names its product high affinity cGMP-specific 3',5'-cyclic phosphodiesterase 9A-like. Gene Ontology annotation, biological process: cGMP catabolic process. The transcript is spliced from 17 exons. Gene Ontology annotation, molecular function: 3',5'-cyclic-GMP phosphodiesterase activity. NCBI's taxonomy places the organism in Eukaryota, Metazoa, Chordata, Amphibia, Anura, Pelobatidae. The record is from RefSeq and is a predicted model, not a curated record. Bases 59 to 1420 code for a protein of 453 amino acids.